Messenger RNA from Terrapene triunguis (Three-toed box turtle), 2200 nucleotides. It is a transcript of the gene MARK4, whose product is annotated as microtubule affinity regulating kinase 4. The transcript has 10 exons. Gene Ontology annotation, molecular function: protein serine/threonine kinase activity; tau-protein kinase activity; ATP binding. Lineage: Eukaryota; Metazoa; Chordata; Testudines; Emydidae. The coding region runs from base 402 to 1721 and encodes 439 amino acids. The record is from RefSeq and is a predicted model, not a curated record. Gene Ontology annotation, cellular component: cytoplasm. Gene Ontology annotation, biological process: microtubule cytoskeleton organization; intracellular signal transduction; protein phosphorylation.
CCGGCCAGGCGGGGACCCCGCUCGCUCGCCCGCCCCGAUGGUUCCGCGCUGCCCGGCCAGGGCCGUCCCCGGCAGCCGCAGCCUGGCGUGAGCCCGCGGCUGGUGAGCGCCCGGCGGGCCCGGAGCAGGAGCGGGAUGGCCGGAGCCCGCGGCUGGCUCUAGGGGCUCGGGUCCUAUUGCACCAGCCGCUCCCUCCCCAGCAUCCUCCCAGCGGGCGGCGCCCCGGAGCCGCGGCCGCCCCUGCCCUUUGUGCGCGGGCGAGGGGCGCACGGAGCCGGGCUCCCCGGGGUGGGACCCACCGCCGCAGCCCAUCCCCCCUCCUGGGCCAUGAGCGCCCCCUUCUAGCCGCGGAGCCGCGCGGGUCCCCCCCGGCCAGCCCCCGCGCCCGGCGCCCGGGGAAGAUGUCUUCGCGCACCGCCCUGGCGUCUGGCAACGAGCGGAACUCGGACGCGCACUCCACCCUGGCCAGCAGCCGCUCGGAGAAGGGCUCAUCGUGGUCCAGCCGGUCGCUGGGUGCGCGCUGCCGGAACUCCAUCGCCUCCUGCACCGACGAGCAGCCCCACAUCGGCAACUACCGACUCCUCAAAACCAUUGGCAAGGGCAACUUCGCCAAGGUCAAGCUGGCCCGGCACAUCCUGACAGGCAGAGAGGUUGCAAUAAAAAUCAUUGACAAGACGCAGCUGAACCCCACGAGCCUCCAGAAGCUCUUCCGGGAAGUGCGGAUCAUGAAGGGACUGAACCACCCCAACAUCGUGAAGUUGUUUGAGGUGAUAGAGACGGAGAAAACACUCUACCUGGUGAUGGAGUAUGCCAGCGCUGGCGAAGUCUUCGACUACCUCGUGUCACACGGACGGAUGAAGGAGAAGGAAGCCCGGGCAAAAUUCAGACAGAUCGUCUCGGCCGUGCACUAUUGUCACCAGAAGAACAUCGUGCACCGAGACCUGAAGGUGAGUCACCCCACCCGGGUUCUGCCCCUCCCCCCGCCCUGGGCACUGCCCGAGCAUCCCCCCGGCCCCCCUUGUACUUCCCCUCCCCCCGCCCUGGGCACUGCCCGAGCAUCCCCCCGGCCCCCCGUCUCCAUCACCAACCGGGUACCCCCCGCGUCGCCCUCCACCCACAGCAUCGCCACGUCCUCCUCGUCCUCGGACCGCACCCGCCUUUCGCGUGGCACCACCAUCCGCAGCACCUUCCACGGGGGUCAGGUGCGGGAUCGGCGCGGGACCGUGCAGAACGGGCCGCCCACCUCCCCCACGCUGUCCCACGAGGCCACGCCGCUGCCCCAGAGCCGCAGCCGCGCCACCUCCAACCUCUUCAGCAAACUCACCUCCAAGCUGACGCGGAGGGUCGCAGACGAACCUGAGAGAAUCGGGGGACCUGCGCUCACAAGUUGCAAUUUACCUUGGAAUCAAAAGGAAGCAGAACCCCGGCUGCUCCGAUGUACCUGGAAUGUGAAGGUGACCAGCACCCACCCCCCCGAGGCCAUGAUGGCUGCCCUGCGCCAGGCCACGGACUCGGCCAGCUGCCGCUGCCGCCAGCUGGAGCCCUUCCUCCUGUCCUGCACGCACGCCAAGAGCGCCAGCGAGCACUUCUGCCACUUCGAGGCGGAGGUGUGCCGGCUGCAGCGCCUUGGCCUCACCGGCGUGCUCUUCCGGCGCCUGGCUGGCACCUCGCUGGCCUUCCGCACCGUGGUGACGAGCAUUGCCAGCCAGCUGCAGCUCUAGAACCCUGGAUGUCUCCCCACGCCCAGCGGCCUGCUCGUCUUCACUGGGGGUGGGGGGUCCCCCCAGGCUCCCUGGCCUGGAGCCAGUGCAGCCCUGGGAUGGAUCGGCCUGUAGGGGAAAUGCUCCUGACCCCUCUGGCCUGUGAACCUGGCCUCUCCCCUGCUGGGCCUAGGCCUGGGGCCUGCCCUGCUGCUCAGAGGGAGAGCACGGGCACCAGGCACUGUUCCCCUCGGGGGCGAGGGGCUGGGCCUGGCUCUGCUGGGCUGGGGCCAGGCCUGGGACUGCCCCCCACACAGUGGGGCAUGCCCAGCCUAGCGCAGGAGGGGGCUCCCCAGGCCAAUUGUGGGGUGUCACUGAGCCACUGGCCCCAGUGUAGGGGGGGCAUUCCCAACCUUGGCAGGUGGUGGGGUGAUAACAUUGGCAGGGCAGGGCCCUCUGGGAGAGGCAGGGUGGGACUCUCUGGGCUGGGGGGGCUCAGG